Sorex araneus (European shrew) is the source of this 4956-nucleotide messenger RNA. RefSeq names its product protein phosphatase targeting COQ7 (gene PPTC7). The record is from RefSeq and is a predicted model, not a curated record. The coding region runs from base 306 to 1235 and encodes 309 amino acids. Lineage: Eukaryota; Metazoa; Chordata; Mammalia; Eulipotyphla; Soricidae. The transcript is spliced from 6 exons.
UGCCGGCGCGGCCCGGAACACGCUAGUGGAGCGGAAGAUGGCGGCGGCAGCGGUGGCUGCAGCCGGGACCCCAGCCGGGCUCCAGCGGAGGAGCCGCAGGCUCUGACCUCGCUCUGGCUCCGGUGCGCGCGGUGGAGCGUGUGCGAGGCCCCGCGCGUCGGGCAGGGGCGGCGGCGGCGACGGCGCGCCGCCCUGAGGAGCGCCCGGGUGGCGGCGCGGCUGCGGCUGAGGAGAGAGCCGGCUCCGGGCCUCCGCGUCCUCCUGCUCUGCGCGCCCCCCGCCUCCUCGGGGGGGCGGCGGCGGCGAUGUUCUCGGUGCUGUCGUACGGGCGCCUGGUGGCCCGCGCCGUGCUCGGCGGCCUCUCGCAGACCGACCCCCGGGCCGGCGGCGGCGGCGGUGGCGGCGGCGGCGGCGGCGACUACGGGCUGGUAACGGCCGGCUGCGGCUUCGGCAAGGACUUCCGUAAGGGCCUCCUGAAGAAGGGCGCGUGCUACGGGGACGACGCGUGCUUCGUGGCCCGGCACCGCUCGGCCGACGUGCUCGGGGUCGCAGACGGUGUAGGAGGAUGGAGAGACUAUGGAGUUGAUCCAUCUCAGUUCUCAGGGACUUUAAUGCGGACAUGUGAACGGUUAGUCAAAGAAGGACGGUUUGUACCCAGUAAUCCCAUUGGAAUCCUCACUACAAGCUACUGUGAGUUGCUGCAGAAUAAAGUACCUUUGCUUGGUAGCAGUACCGCGUGCAUUGUGGUGCUGGACAGAACUAGCCACCGCUUGCACACGGCUAACCUGGGGGAUUCGGGGUUUCUGGUAGUCAGAGGCGGUGAAGUUGUGCACCGAUCCGACGAGCAGCAGCAUUACUUCAACACUCCAUUCCAGCUCUCAAUCGCACCGCCUGAAGCCGAAGGAGUCGUCUUGAGUGACAGCCCGGAUGCUGCUGAUAGCACAUCUUUUGAUGUCCAGUUAGGAGACAUUAUCCUGACGGCAACAGAUGGACUCUUUGACAACAUGCCUGAUUAUAUGAUCCUGCAGGAACUAAAAAAGUUAAAGAAUUCAAAUUACGAGAGUAUCCAACAGACAGCAAGAAGCAUUGCUGAGCAGGCUCAUGAGCUGGCUUAUGAUCCCAAUUAUAUGUCACCUUUCGCACAGUUUGCAUGUGACAACGGACUGAAUGUGAGAGGUGGAAAGCCAGAUGAUAUCACCGUCCUUCUGUCCAUAGUGGCUGAGUACACAGACUGACUCGCCCGAUGUCAGCCCCUGCCUUUCCUUUUCACCGUCCCUGGCUCCCUCUUGCCGUUUGUGUUGAUCCUGCUGGCAGGACCACGUUUCUUUGCCACUGAUCUCAAUGGCCAGUGAUGUAAGCCUUUUGCCCGUCUUUUUGAGACCCUAUUGAGAUCUUUGUUGAAAACCACUACUGUCGUUCGCGAGUUCAUAUCUGCCAGCAGCAUUUGAAGAGAAUCCAGAUCUUUGAAGAUUGGUCUUCGUGUCUCAUUGUCCCUGUCCAUGGUGGGGUGGAGAUUUUGAAAGCCAGAGCUGGAUAUUUUUUAAAAAAUGGUUCAAGUAUUGCAAAUGAAUGUUGUUGGUAAAGUGAAUUCAAAAUUACAAUGUAUAAAAGGGAUCUUAAAAGUCAACACAAAUUGUAUGUUAUGGUACAUCUUCUAGAACCAUUUUUCAUCAAAAGAAAUGUUACACAUGUACUAUACAGUCUGUUAUGAUGAUUGGGUGUGGCUUUGUGUUUUUAUUAUAAACUCCUAUUUUUGAGGAGCUAAUAAUUCUGCUCUAAAACACUGCUCCGGGUUAUGAAAUCUUGAUCCAGGGGCCUUUUGUUAUAAAUUGUAAAGAAAAAAUUCAGUUAAGCUGUUGGAUGCAAAUGUGUCAUGGUUUUAAAAAGAUGCUUAAUAAUACUAUAAUGAAAGUGUUGGCAGUUUACUGAUUAGUUCAGUUCACAUGCUGGUGGCCUGAUCUGCAGGAGGACUGGGGUACCAGACUUGUAAGGUGGAGCUAGUGCUUGAGAGUACAAAACUCUUCCAAGCCUAGGAAUUUACCCUUCGGCUGAAUCCCUCUGCUCGUUCACUGCAGGGAGCUCUAGACUCUGGCCCUGAGGGGCUGAGUGGGGGGCAGCUGUAACUGCAGGCUGCUGGCUCCUGGUGGGCCGGCUACUCCCGGUCUCGCCCUCAGACCUUGUUCGAGUAGCCUGGCUCCACGCCCGGAAAGAGCACGGCAGAGGCAGCAGCCCAGGAACCCACAAGGAAAACUCCUGGCGACGAUCUGGCAUUUGCAUUCGCCCUACACAGAAUUUAGGGGGUUUGAAUCAAGCUUAAUGUUUACAGUUUCCAAAUAGCCAUCCUGCAGUGUAUAGUUUCCUUAUAAAACUCUCCCGCAUUCAGUUUCCCAUUAUCUGUAAGCCCAAACAUAUUUUUAAGGUUUGUGUACAAGUCAACUGCUGUAAAGAUAUAUAUUUUUGGGUCAAUUUUUUUCCUUCAUUAACUUGGUGGUAGAAAAAUAUAUAUACUUAGAAAUCCUUAAAUUAAAGCCAUGUUUUAUAUAAGUCAGGUAACAUUGGUGUAUAGAUGAGAAUGCAAUUAAACCUGAUCAGAAUCUACUUGAGGAGAAAAUAGGAAGUCUGUUUCUCUAAAGGAGAUACUACCUGGUUUAUUGCAUUAAAACGUUUAUGUUUGAGGUUACCUCAACUUGUUUUAAAGGAUUUUGUUUUGUGAAUUUGUACUGUAUAUUUGAGUAACUGUCAAGCUUUUAUUUUAUUUAAAAUUGUUUAACAUGUACCAUGUACAUGUCAUUACUAUAUUUCAAUGCAUCAUGCUUGUAACAGGCAUUUCAUUUAUAAUAAGAAUGAGUUAUUCAUUUGUAAGCUGUUCAGUAAUUUAUCUACUAUUCCUAAAUUGGCAUAAUGUUAGAUAUCUAUUUUGAAUCACCUUUUAAUUACAUGUCAGAAUGCCUUAACUACCCUAACUUGACAAAACAAUUCUUUGGUAGAAAUGGGGGCUGGUGGGGGGACUUUAAAUCAUGAGAACCCAUCGUGCUGUGAUAAAACACGGAAACGUGAGUGGUGAGUGGCGGGUAUUUAUUUUGCACAAACUAUUUGCAGUCUCUGUGUUUUAAGUAAAGAAAGUUGCAUCCAGAAGGGGCUUGUUGGAAUUUAUUUAUACUUGGCUGACGACCCUAGUUCUCUCGUGGUUUUGAUAAUUUCUGGUCAGAGGUAUUUAUAUAGCCUUAUGAUCUGGAUAUAUUUCGCAUUAAUUUUCCAAUGCCUACAUUUAAUCCUAGUAAAAGCUGUACAGGUUCGGUCGCUGGCUUUCUCUGCUCUCAUUUAACCAAUCAGAUACAAUCUUUGUAAAGCUAGAUUCACAUGACCGUGAGUGGUGGUGGUUCAUAUGACUCGCUUAAUCAAUUUAGCCUUUGGAGAAAAGAUUGUUAGACACUGACCGUGUGUCCAGCAGUAUUGAACAUAGCGGGACAAGAAUUACAUUUUACAGUGGGACUGACUUGGGGCCUGGCCUGUAGAUUAGUGACACGAUUUGUUUUUCUCUCUGUUCUUUUUACCUUGCCCUUUUUGUGUUACGCACUUAGGGCUGCUGGGAGUCCGCUGGAGUGCUACGUACCAGGCGACUCUCCUUCACUCUGCUAGAGGCCUGUUGGACCUAUCCUGGAAUGUUCCAGGUCACAAGACCCAAGUUUCUGUGUGUUGUGAUUGAGAUAUCACUUGGUGGGUCUGAUUCUGAACUUGAUGUGUGUGUCAAUUAUAUUGUAAGUGAAACAGUAUAAAAGCAUACACAUUGCCUCACGUAAUGGACUUUUAUAUAACAAAAGAGAGAAUCUGGAUUUCUAAUUUACAAAUGGCAAAUUAUCCCUCUCUGGAUGCACCAAAGACCAGUAAAGUUUAUAGCUUUUCCAUCUAUAUUUAUAAAGCAAUACUGUAUUAUAAAAAAUUAAUAUUUUUAUCACAUGCUUGAAAUUUUUAUUUUGUUCUGUUUUAAAAUGUGCACUCUAAACAUAUCAGAACCUUAUUUCUUCUGUGAAUUUAAGCUGCCUGCGCACAAAAAAAUACAUAUAUACAGAAUGAAAAUGAAGUUGAGUCCAUAGGGUCUUAAACAUGGAAAGACGAAGUGAAGUGGGAGGUAGGGUGUUUGAAUCACUGUACUGGCCUGACAUGCUUGAUGGGGACUAAAUCACAAAAAAAUCCAUUCCAGGGUUGUGUGUCUGAGGGUUGUGCCGUGUCUGGGUUAGAAACUAGGUUUCCAGCUGUGCCUGGUGGGAGAGAGUCCUGUUGUGCAGGAUAGAACAGGUAGCCAUCAGCACCACCGACCUAUCACAUCAAGCACCAUGACAGGAAUUGUGGGAGUUUACUGAGUCCGUUUUGAGUUUUGGAGAUCGUAAACAAGAUUGGGUAGAACUGUGAAUGUUUGUACUUUUUAAUAAGUUUGUGGAUCCUUGUCACCUUACACCAGCUCUUAUUGGUAGAAGCUACAUGCAGCAUCCAGUUUUCUUGAAACUCACACUUUUACAUUUAACAAAUUUUACAAUAUGAAAAAAAUUGCUUGUUAAACUGAAAAUACAAAGCAGAAAACAUUUUGAUUAUAUUUAUUUUUUUAAAAGUUUAAGUUCUUUGCAGAAUUGAUGAACUCAUCAACUAAAGGUCAACAGUGUCCAAGUCAAAAUUUUAAUUGUUAGCAGGUAGUUUGUGGCACAGAUGGUUAAAAAUAAUGAAGCAAAUUUAAAUUUGUGUAUACUAAUGAGCUGCUUUUUUUCUGUUGAGACUAUCAUUUGUCUUACCCAAGAGGCAAUGACCUGAAUUGGAUGUCUGAAUAUAACUUAUGCAGGAAUAGUUCUGUAAAUACAUUUAAAUAAACUGUAAAGAUAUUUAAUAAAUAUAGUAUUUAUACUAAUCUGUGUGUAUACUCCUUAAUUUGAAUAAUGACUAAAUAAAACGCAGGCCCUUGGUAGA